Messenger RNA from Apodemus sylvaticus (European woodmouse), 4484 nucleotides. RefSeq names its product zinc finger protein 551-like. NCBI's taxonomy places the organism in Eukaryota, Metazoa, Chordata, Mammalia, Rodentia, Muridae. Gene Ontology annotation, molecular function: DNA-binding transcription factor activity; RNA polymerase II cis-regulatory region sequence-specific DNA binding. The transcript has 5 exons. Gene Ontology annotation, biological process: regulation of transcription by RNA polymerase II. The coding region runs from base 191 to 2281 and encodes 696 amino acids. The record is from RefSeq and is a predicted model, not a curated record.
CGGUCGCGCGCGUGCGGUUCGUGUGUCUGGAGCUGGACUUCCAGCGUGGUCUUCUUGGAGAUCGUUUAGCCGUUUCUGGGGUUUGUUGACCUAACUGGAAGCUCCGGCGAGGUGGGUCGUUCGGGUGGCAGAGUGCUUAGAGCUGCUCCGCAGUACAGAGGCCCUGCGGAGGCCCAGCGACUCCGCCCACAUGCUCCGAGCCAGGCCUAGGGAAGAGACCUUGGUGACCUUGCAUCCUCUGCAGAAUCCAAUGGCUGUGACCACUCACAGGAACCUGGCCCAGGGUUCCCUGACUUCAGAACCAGUUACAGAGCUUGGCCUGGAUGUUUCCUUUGAGGAUGUGGCCAUUCACUUCUCCCAGGAAGAGUGGGUGCUCCUUGAUAAGGCCCAGAGGCUCCUGUACUGCAGUGUGAUGCUGGAAAACUUGGCACUUGUGGCAUCUCUGGGUUCCUGUACUGGAAUGGGGGGUGACGACAUAACUUGUGUGCAUAAUGUGCCUGCAGAAGGGGUGGUGUGUGAGACAAGGCCAUCUCCUGAGGAGAGUCAUCUUGAGAUACGUGCUUCAGCUUUAGAAGACGUUUUGCCUCAGACUGAGUUCCUGAGCACAUACCCCGUGCAGACAUUGUGCUUGAGCAGAACAGGUUCCAGUUUAAAUGAAGAGAAUAACUGUCGCUGGAGGAGUUACAGUGGAGUAAAGGCCUAUGAAGGGGAUCCUCACAGGACUUCUGCUGUGCCAAGCUGCACAUCCCAUGUGUUGACCAGGCCAUUCAUCUGUGGGAAGGAUGGGGAGGAGGCCGUCUCCUCCACAGGCUGCGGUCAACAGCAGGCUGCUUGCAGUAGUGAACAGCCCUCCACAGCCUGUCUUCAGCAGCAGGCCACUUGUAGAAGCGAACAGCUUUACAGCAGUGGUGAGUAUGGGGAAGUGCUUUUGAAUGGAGAGAGGCAUUGUAAGGAUGGUGAAUGCCAAAAAGGUUCAAGCUGCGAACAUGUCCCUGCUCAGUGUCCCAGUACCUCCUCUGAGAAAAGGCCGGCUGAGAAUAGCAAGUAUGAGAAAGCCUUCUCCUGCAAUUACAAAUGUGCUCAGCACCAGGACAGUCACUCCGGACAGAGGACCCAUGAGCACUGUCAACAUGAGAAGUCCUUCAGCAAAAAGUGCCGUCUCAAUACACGAGACAGAAUUCAUCCUCAAGAAAGGCCCUAUAAAUGUACUGAAUGUGGAAAAGCCUUUAUCUAUAAAUCUGAACUCAUUUACCAUCAGAGACAUCACACUGGUAAAGUACAUUAUGAGUGUAUGGAAUGUAGAAAAUCCUUCACGUACAAAUCCAAUCUCACCGAACACCAGAGAAUCCACACUGGAGAAAGGCCUUAUCAAUGUGAACAAUGUGGAAAAUCCUUCAGACAAAACUCUAGCCUCUUUAGACACCACAGAAUUCAUACUGGAGAAAGGCCGUACGAGUGCUAUGAAUGUGGGAAAUCCUUCAGACAGAUCUUCAAUCUCAUCAGACACAGGCGAGUCCACACUAGAGAAAUGCCUCACCAAUGUGGUAAUUGUGGGAAAGCCUUUAGCUGCAAAACUGAACUCACUCAACACGAGCGAAUUCACAGUGGAGAAAAGCCGUAUGAGUGUAGUGAUUGUGGAAAAUACUUCAGGCAGUUCUCCAACCUCAUUCGACACCGGAGAGUGCACACUGGUGACAGACCUUAUAAGUGCAGUGAAUGUGAGAAAUCCUUCGGUCGCAAAUUCAUCCUCAUCCAGCACCAAAGAGUUCACACUGGAGAAAGGCCUCACAAAUGUGGGGAAUGUGACGCAUCCUUCACCCGAAAAUCUGACCUCCUCCAGCACCAGAGAAUCCACAGUGGCACGCGACCUUAUGAGUGUGAAGAAUGUGGGAAGUCAUUCAGACAAUGUUCUAGCCUCAUCCAGCACCGGAGAGUUCAUACCGGAGAGAAGCCUUAUGAGUGUGUCGAAUGUGGGAAAGCCUUUAGUCAGAGUGCUAGCCUCAUUCAACACCAGAGACUGCACACUGGAGAAAAACCUUACGAGUGUAGUGAAUGUGGGAAGUCCUUUAGCCAGAGUGCUAGCCUGAUUCAACACCAGAGAAGCCACAGUGGAGAAAAGCCUUAUGAAUGUAGUGAAUGUGGCAAACUUUUCACCCAUAAGUCUGACCUGAUUCAGCACCAAAGGGUUCAUACCGGAGAAAGACCUUAUGAGUGCCAUGACUGUGAGAAAUCCUUUAGCCGUAGAUCGAAUCUUGUCAGACACCAGCAAGUUCACACCUAAGAAGACUCUUUAUCAUGCUGGAACUCACCAACUUGUGAAACACUUGCUGCACAUUACUCUGGCCUAACUUUUGAAAAGGGAGUUUGUUUAUGCUCCUUUGAUCUGGAAGGUUGUGUGCAUUCUGUGGCAUGACUUGUCAGGUGACCUGUGAUGUCAGCAUGGAGGGUGGACCAAUUCCAUAGAUAUCUCCACUUUGUUUUAGAAGGUGUGGUAGAGUUGCAGGAAGCAGCUGCGUGGAGUAUUAGUCUAAUUUUCAUGGCUGCUCCUGCCCUCACAGGAAAGACUGUUGGGUUUUGGGUUCCUGACUUACUGAAGGUACUAUGAUUUUGGGGAGGCAAGAAGUCUUCAUGAAGAGGAGUGUUAUGACAACCCCAGGUAUUCCCGCACCGCCUGAACAAUUGGAUUCACUUUCCACCGGGAUGUCACAUAAUUCCUAGCGUUGUUGAAGGUAAUCUCUUCAGCAAGGUUUGCAAUGGAGCCAUUUGCUAUGUGUGAAGCAGUGCAUAGGGUAGUGAUUGGGACAGGGACUGAGUUAAUGGAUAUGAAAAUAAUCCUGCAUUUCUUUAUUGUGCGUAUGUGUGGCUUGGCGUACAUGGACUGUGGUUCACGUGUGGUGGUCAGAAGGUAGCUUUUGGAGUUGAUUCUAGUCUACCAUGUGGGCUCCGAGAUUGGAUCGAGGUCAUCAGGCUCUUGGCAAAUGUUUUAACCUGCUGAGCUGUCUCUCUGACCCUGGAACGUGCUUCUGUUAAAACUUCACCCAUAGAUGUUCCAGUGAUUUUGUGUGAGUUGACAAAUACACAAGAUCUUUAUAGCUUUUUCCUGUGGCUGUGAGCUUUUGUCAGAGAAAACACUGAGAUGAUUUUUGUGGAUUCCUCUGACCCUCUGGCUCUGGCAUUGGCAGAGCCGUACAGUCAGAAAAACAAGGGGAGGAAGGUGAUUCUGUGAGGUGGGGUAUAAUUCUGACUUGUCAUUUGAAGGGCAGUAACUUUUAUUACUUACCAAGAUUGUCUGUCAGUAGAGCUGUCACUCUCAGAUUCUCAGAAGACAGAUGACAGAAUCCACACCAGGUUGUGAAAAGUUUUGAGAACAGCAGGAUAUCUAGGUAUACUGUUUUGUGCUACUUUUUACAGCAUUAUUUAUGUAUCGUCUGGAUGAUUGAUACUUCAAGGGCAUAGCAUGGCACUGUGGCAUAUGCCUACAGUUCCAAUUUCUAGAAAAGGCUGAGGAAUGAGGAGUCCAUGAGCCCAGAAGUUUGUAGCUCAGUGGGGGCAACAUAGCAUGACUCUAUCUAAAAACAACAGGUCAAUUUGGUAAAGUCUUGAAAUCAUUACAGUUAUGAAAAUGAAUUUGCCUCUCAUCUGUAUAUUUACAACAUGCCCCUUUAUAUUUUCUACCUCUCCUGGAAACCAGUGAUUUUUGUUUUUAAUUUAAACUUUAUUUUUAGAUGUAUGGGUAUUUUCUCUGCAUGAAUAUAUAUGUACCUAGUGCUUGGGGAGGCCAGAAGAGGGAGAAGAAUCUCCUGGCACUGGAGUUACAGAUAGCUGUGGGCAACCAUGUGGGUACUGGGAACUGAGUCCAUGUUUCUAGUGGUCUUAACUGCUAAGCCAUCUCUUUAGACCCUGCUUUGUCUUAAACAACAGAUUAGUUUACAUCAUUUAGAAUUUUAAAUUAUUGCCAUCGAAACAUAUAUGCAUAUAUAUAUAUAUAUAUAUAUAUAUGUUGUAUAAUUAUUUGAAGAUUCAACAGUGAUGCUCAUAUAAAAAGUUGUUACUGUUGCUGAAUAGUGUUUUGUAUGUAUCAACUACUGCUUGUUUAUCUAUUAAUUUAUUUAGAAUUUUUUUGUAGACUUUUCAUAUGACAACUAAAGCUGCUGUGAAUAUGUCAGAGUCUUUAUAUAGCUAUGCAUUUUAAGCACCUUGUGUUAAUGACCCAAAUUGUAAUACAGGAGUUACAGGUGAACAUUUUAAGGACAGUUUAGGCAAUGCCAGCUGUGAUGCUUGCCCCGUCUUGCAUUCUCACCAGCAGAACAUAAAAGUGGCUGUUCCUCUCCACUCUGGCGUAUUCAUCAUGUAAGAUAUCACCCCACUUGGUGAGUCUACUGUGGCAUUUCACUGUGUGUUUAAUUGUAUUUCCUUAAGAAUUCAAAAUAAAACACUUUUUUUCAUGUGCUUAAUUGCUGCUUAUAUAUCUUUAAAAAAUGACU